This is a messenger RNA of Sardina pilchardus (European sardine), 3055 nucleotides long. It is a transcript of the gene adra1d, whose product is annotated as adrenoceptor alpha 1D. The record is from RefSeq and is a predicted model, not a curated record. Gene Ontology annotation, biological process: positive regulation of vasoconstriction; phospholipase C-activating G protein-coupled receptor signaling pathway; positive regulation of cytosolic calcium ion concentration. The transcript has 2 exons. Bases 396 to 1886 code for a protein of 496 amino acids. Gene Ontology annotation, cellular component: plasma membrane. Lineage: Eukaryota; Metazoa; Chordata; Actinopteri; Clupeiformes; Clupeidae. Gene Ontology annotation, molecular function: alpha1-adrenergic receptor activity.
CCAGUGGAGUAUCAACAACCUUGCGAUACGGUGGACUUCAAAUGAGCUAUACAACUCCUAAACCUUGAAUUACGAGGAUUAUGCCUACCUCAAAGGACAGAGCAAAACUGAUAAAGGUAUGCCAAGAAAUUACCUUUUAAAAUGAAUAAGAAUUUUCAUCAAUUGUCAGCGAAGAUCUUGAAACAGUUUUUUCUUCAUUAAUAUUAUGAACACGCACAAUGCUCUUGCCAAACUGAGAAGGAAUUGCUUAUUACAAAUAUUUAGUCUAUAGGAGGACGUCAGUGAGUGCACAAUUCUAUAUGCAUAAAUAAACAAGUAUAUAUUAAGGAUGACAUGAACUGGUCAAUAUUUUAUGCUGGAACACACCUUUAAAGUUUUCUGUAUGGAGUUUCAAAAUGACACAUUCUAAGUUACGGAACGCCAGCAAUGAAGAAAUUUACUCAACGGACAACGCAACCAUUUUGGACCACUUGUAUACCAACACCAGCAACAGUACCUGUAAGAACGUUACCCUGGAGAAUGUCACCCUGGAUGUUAUCGGUGUUGGUGUCUUUCUGGCAGUAUUUAUUUUGGUGGCAAUUAUUGGGAACAUAUUGGUCAUUCUUUCAGUUCUUUGCAAUAGACACUUGCAGACUGUCACAAACUUCUUUAUAGUAAACUUAGCCAUUGCGGACUUACUCCUCAGCAUUAUCGUGUUGCCUUUCUCUGCAUCCUUGGAGAUCCUGGGAUGCUGGGUCUUCGGCCGGAUUUUCUGCAACAUCUGGGCUGCCGUGGACGUGCUGUGCUGCACCGCGUCCAUCUUAAGCCUUUGCAUCAUUUCUAUAGAUCGAUACAUUGGUGUGAAACACUGUCUCAAGUAUCCAACCAUUAUGACUGAGAGAAAAGCUGGGGUGAUACUAAUUGUGGUAUGGGUGUCAUCUAUGGUUAUUUCGAUCGGUCCACUCCUAGGAUGGAAGGAACCGCCACCUUUGGACGAGAGCAUCUGUAAAAUUACCGAGGAGCCGGGCUAUGCCAUCUUCUCCUCUCUGUUUUCGUUCUACCUCCCGCUGAUGGUCAUCCUUGUCAUGUAUUUCAGGGUGUAUAUAGUAGCCCGCAGGACAACCAAAAGUUUGGAAGCGGGCGUAAAACGGGAGAGAAAUAAAUCGAUGGAAGUGGUGCUGCGAAUACACUGUCGAAGUGUGCCGGAGGACUCUGGCACAAGCGCAAAGGGGAAAAACCAUCCGUUCCGAAGUUCGCUCUCCGUGCGGUUGAUGAAGUUUUCCAGGGAGAAAAAGGCUGCUAAAACUCUGGCCAUUGUGGUUGGGAUGUUCAUCCUCUGUUGGCUGCCAUUUUUCUUCGUUUUACCCGUUGGCUCCCUGUUCCCCAAGGUGAAGCCCUCUGAGAUGGUGUUCAAGGUCAUCUUCUGGCUGGGCUACUUCAACAGCUGCAUCAACCCCAUCAUCUACCCGUGCUCCAGUAAGGAGUUCAAGCGGGCCUUCACGCGCCUGCUGCGCUGCCAGUGCCAGAGGCGGCGGCGGGUCCUGCGGCGCUUCUACGACCAGCGCUGGCGCACGGCGGUCAGGGCGCCCGGGAGGGAGCCGCGCGGGGACUACCGGCCCGGCUUCUCCGUCAGCGAGACCUUCUCGUACCGCAGCAAGAGCCGCAGCUUCAGCGUGAGGGGCUGGAACCUCUUCCCGCCGCUGCAGAAGUCCUCCUUCCACCUGAAGGAGAAGAUGAACAACCUGUCCAACAAGAUCCGCAGCGGGCAGGGCCGCGGCACCACGCCCGCACUGGGCAGGACUGAGAUCGACACGGUCUCCAUGGGCAUCUACGAGUGCGCCGAGCAGAGCAGCUACCAGAUCUACGACCUCACCGACUGCUACAGCCUGAAGGAGACGGACAUCUAAGCCAUGCACACUGCUGCUGUGGACGCUGACGCAGAGCCUUGAGACAGCCAUGGACACUGCUGCUGUUGAUGCUGAUGCAGAGCCUUGAGACAGCCAUGGACACUGCUGCUGUUGAUGCUGAUGCAGAGCCUUGAGACAGCCAUGGACACUGCUGCUGUUGAUGCUGAUGCAGAGCCUUGAGACAGCCAUGGACACUGCUGCUGUUGAUGCUGAUGCAGAGCCUUGAGACAGCCAUGGACACUGCUGCUGUUGAUGCUGAUGCAGAGCCUUGAGACAGCCAUGGACACUGCUGCUGUUGAUGCUGAUGCAGAGCCUUGAGACAGCCAUGGACACUGCUGCUGUUGAUGCUGAUGCAGAGCCUUGAGACAGCCAUGGACACUGCUGCUGUUGAUGCUGAUGCAGAGCCUCGAGACAGCCAUGGACACUGCUGCUGUGGACGCUGAUGCAGAGCCUCGAGACAGGUAGACAGAGAGGUCUGAUUUGUAAACGUUGCCUUUUAAUGUUCAGAUAAACUACGUGUCUCUCAGAAAACUUCCCUCCUUGAUAAAGUCUUAAAAGCGGUCACUUUGAUUAAAGCACAAGGGAUAUCAGUGUGGUAUCCAUGACUGUGAUGUGUGUAAAAUGUUGAAGUAAGAAAAGAUUUGUUGUGUUUAUGGGUGAGCAGAAUGGGAGUGGAAUAUGUUGAAAUGACAAAAACUGAAUGUUUUGUUUUUUUAAAAUGCUAUUACCAAUUUACACUGCCAAGAUACAGUGUAAAGACUAUAUCACCACUUGAUGUGAAGACAGACUCUUGGCUUUCAGAGAGCUCCACCACUGACCAGCAACUUGACGGAGUGGAAAUGAAAUCUUCUGUCUUUCCACACAAAGCAAACUGUUCAUGAAAAACCAACACAAACCACAAACUCUGUAGACAUAGACAAAUGAACAUGUGGCACACUCCGGACAGACAUUUCAACACACGAGCUGUGUUCUCUUGGAUAGAUCCCCAUGUGUCCACAGAGCCAUUGGCGGGAGUGGCGUCCGUAUGACAGCUGAGCAACAGAUUAAUUUCUUGCAUCAGUUACUCCUCAGUUAUAUCAAAUUGCUAAAGGAUGCUUCCUGUUUGUAUUUCCAAUGUGGUGAUGUCUGUAUGUGUCUGAUAUAAAGUGAAAUAAAUUGAUCAAAAUGUG